AUGGCGGUUCGCGCGUCGUUCGAGAACAACUGUGAGAUCGGCUGCUUUGCCAAACUCACCAACACCUACUGCCUGGUGGCCAUCGGAGGCUCGGAGAACUUCUACAGCGUGUUCGAGGGCGAGCUCGCCGAGACCAUCCCUGUGGUGCACGCGUCCAUCGCCGGCUGCCGCAUCAUCGGGCGGAUGUGUGUGGGGAACAGGCACGGUCUCCUGGUGCCCAACAACACUACUGACCAGGAGCUACAACAUAUUAGAAACUGCCUCCCAGACUCAGUGCAGAUCCGGCGGGUAGAGGAGCGGCUCUCAGCCCUGGGCAAUGUCACCACCUGCAAUGACUAUGUGGCCUUGGUCCACCCAGAUCUGGACAGGGAGACAGAAGAAAUCCUGGCUGACGUGCUCAAGGUGGAAGUCUUCAGGCAGACGGUGGCUGACCAGGUGCUAGUAGGAAGCUACUGUGUCUUCAGCAAUCAGGGAGGGCUGGUGCAUCCCAAGACUUCAAUUGAAGAUCAGGAUGAACUGUCCUCUCUCCUUCAGGUCCCCCUUGUGGCGGGCACUGUGAACCGGGGCAGCGAGGUCAUCGCUGCUGGGAUGGUGGUGAACGACUGGUGUGCCUUCUGUGGCCUGGACACAACCAGCACAGAGCUCUCAGUGGUGGAGAGUGUCUUCAAGCUGAACGAAGCCCAGCCUAGCACCAUUGCCACCAGCAUGCGGGAUUCACUCAUUGACAGCCUUACCUGA
Messenger RNA from Pipistrellus nathusii (Nathusius's pipistrelle), 738 nucleotides. NCBI's taxonomy places the organism in Eukaryota, Metazoa, Chordata, Mammalia, Chiroptera, Vespertilionidae. The record is from the annotation of a GenBank genome assembly.